GGGGCAGCUGGGCUCUCCCAACAACUCAGGAGAGAUCUCCCUUGAAAAUUUCAACAGUUUAAUAAUCCCUGAAAUCUAACGCUAGCUGACAAAACCAUACUAAGACAAACUUUGCUAACAGUUAGUAGUUAGCUAGUUGGUUAUAGUGAGUGAGUGAGUGAGAGGGGGAACCCUUUGGCAACCCUUUAACUGAUCAGCAGUGAUCACGUUCAGCAGCAUUUGUGGUCAGUUAAAAGAAGCCAUACGUGCUUCUCCGACAGAUUUUUAUGGAGGCUGUUUUGAGCUGUAAACCUGAGGAUUUGGAGGAUUACUACGGGUUACUGGGAUGUGAUGAACUGUCAUCGACCGAACAGAUUCUCAAUGAAUACAAGAUUCGAGCCUUGGCAUGUCAUCCAGACAAACACCUCGACAGCCCAAGAGCAGUGGCAGAUUUCCAGAAGCUGCAGGAAGCCAAAGAGGUUUUAUGUGAUGAAAACAAAAGGAAAAACUAUGAUCUUUGGAAAAGAAGUGGAGUUAUGAUCCCAUUUCACGACUGGCAGGCCUUGAACGACUCAGUGAAAACUUCAAUGCACUGGGCUGUGAGAAAUAAGAAGGAACCAAUGUUGGAGGCCUCCAAACCAGAAGACCCCAUCACGUCACAAGCAGAGAGCUUUCACUGUGAGCAACAGGAAACGGGGAAAUCUUCGUGUGAAAGCACGACAUACUCAGGUGAUUUCUGCCAUCGACGCUUCCGCUGGGCUGGUGACUCUCCAUCUAAUCUGCUGCGGAAAUUCCGAAAUUAUGAAAUCUAAAUAUAUUAAAACUUUCACGUUGUCUAAGUGUUGCUAGACUUGGGACCAUUUUAUUGUAAUGCCAGCUUUUAUAGAGUAUGUUUAGGUGUUGUGCAGCUGUGACAUCAUUAACUGUCUCACUGUUGCAAAGCUAACUGUCAGGUAUAUGUUAUGUUUGGCUAAAUACUUUAAUAUUAAUAUUAUUUUUCUUGCUUGGUGUGUACCUUCCCUACAGUUUGUUGUAAAGACAGCAUUCUGGCACCAAAUUGCUUCCUCAUUUUUUUCUGUCAUGUUUGAAUUAUUUAAUGUGUCGUCACUAAUAUCUCCUCAUUCAGGUGAAUGGGAGGGCUAUAGAGGACUAAUUAACCACCAGAAAAAGAGAGCCAGAAAAAUGUUACUUCAGCUAUCAUUUUACCACCGAAUCAUAAGAAAUUUGUCUUUUUUCUUACAAUGUCUCCCUCAAUGUCUUCCAGAUGUAUACUUUGUGAUCUGGAGACAUUUGAGUGAGACGAGUUCCAUCUAACUGCCCAAUAGACUUAUAUGAAGUCUAUAGGCAGUCUAUUGCGCAGUGAGAUGGAAUACAUAUAUAUGUAUCUCUCUCAGUAACAUACAGUGGAGGCAUGAUUGUGCGUGAUCUUAUUGUUUGCUGUAAUGUAUGUGUGUUUGUAUUAGUAUUAUUCUCUGACUUCUUCAGCUUUGUUUGAGGCCAAACUAAUUCUUUGAAUAGAAGCCUUAAGUUUUCCACAAUUGUGUUUUAGUACAGCAUAUUUACACCCACCCUUUAUCAGAGGGAAGUCACAACUUGUGGUCUAUAGCUAAAUAUAAUAUGUUAUUUUGUAAAGAUAUAAAAUCACUUAUUGUUUAGUUUGUUUCACUGCACUGUCAGAAGACAUAUAUUUUAAAUGUUCAGUAGCAAACCAUAUGAAGUGAACACAGGGUUUCAAAUCUUUAAGGUGGGAGUCGGAAUCAAGAAAAAAGACACAUGAUUGAUGUUAUGUUUUCUGGUGCUCUUGCUAAUAUAAAUAUGGUUAAAUAUCGCAAAUAAAAUAAACAAUAAUAAUAAUAAAAAAUAAAGAUUACCUGUAAAAGCAGCUGUUAAAAAUAGCAGGCUACAGAAUUUUUUAGUUCCUAUAAUGAAAAACACACAGGCUGAGUUUCUGUAACACAGAUUUAGCUGUGAGCAUAAACCUUUUAAGGGAACUUGCUGACACAGUCUCUCCCACAAUCUGCCCAUGCUUUUGCAACAUUUUUCCAAGCCCUUGUUGUCCAAAUCUGGCAGAUUUUGCAGUGUCUUAGUUUCUUGUUCUUGGCUGACAGGAGUGGCACCCGGUGUGGUCUUCUGCUGCUGUAGCCCAUCUGGUUCAAGGUUUGACAUAAUCUGCUUUCAUGGAUGUUCUUCUGCAAAGCCUGGUUGUGAUGAGUUAUUGUUUGAGUUAGUGUUGCCUUCCUAUCAGCUCCGGUCAGCAAGUAAAUUUCUAUAUACCUAAAUACUCUGAGAUUCUGCCAUGUGAUUAGGUGAUGAUAUUUUCAUUACUGAGUGACUGGUGAGUGUAUUUAUCAGACAUUUCAUCAUAAAUAAAAUGAUGGCAUGACAAUCCAA
Messenger RNA from Oreochromis aureus, 2370 nucleotides. RefSeq names its product DnaJ (Hsp40) homolog, subfamily C, member 12 (gene dnajc12). Gene Ontology annotation, cellular component: cytoplasm. The record is from RefSeq and is a predicted model, not a curated record. The transcript has 5 exons. The coding region runs from base 267 to 791 and encodes 174 amino acids. Lineage: Eukaryota; Metazoa; Chordata; Actinopteri; Cichliformes; Cichlidae.